AUGUUUGUUCUUGUAGGACUCCCGGUGGAGGAGGAUGUACCCCAACCAACAGAAGAUCUAAUCCAAGAGGACUACGGAGUUAAUUGCAGUAGAAUAUCUCUUCCAUCCUUCACAGGAGUGUCCCUGGAAGGGAUAGUAAAUCAGGUAGAGAGAUUAAAUUUGCUAGAAAAGUCGUGCGAAGGUCUUUUCAAAACAUUCAUGGGAUAUUCCAGAACAUGUAGGAUUGCAAAGGAAGUUGAAUGCGAUAGCAUUGAGAAUGCGGGGAAUUUUCUCAGAUGGGACAAUCAGAACUUUCCAACCAACUCGAUUGACAAAGCAAUUUUGUUACUGGAUGGAGAGUAUGGAAGAGUUUACAAGGCAUAUGAAGAGAAGGUUGAGGAGUUUGGAGAUGCAAGGAAGGAAUGUGAGAAGCUUCAAAAACUUACAAGAGGGAGUUUAUGCGACAUCAAUCUUAACAUAAUAGUUGGAAAGGCAGAGAAGUAUGAAUUCCUCAAAGUUUUAUAUGUGGUUGUUCAGAAGAGUAAAAGCUCCGAGUUCAACAGAGUUGUGGAGGAUUCGCCACACAUAUCGGGAGAUGCUGUGGAGAAGAUAAACAGUGAUGAAGACCAUAAUCUCUUUAAGAUUUACAUCCUGCAUCAGGGCGAGGAAGAAGUAAGAAAUAUGAUGCACUCUGAGGGAUUUCUGAUAAAAGAUCUCGACGACAAUAUGAUUUCCUCCGAGGAGAUGAUUACAAAGAGAAGAAAGGCUGAAGAGAGGUUUUCGGCUGUUGAAAGACUUCUGACUACGUUUUUGCAAAUCAAUCUAAAAGAGGUUCUCAAGAUACUGGUCCAUGUCAAACUCCUGAAGCUUUUCGUGGAAUCGGUUUAUAGAUAUGGACUUCCCACAGAAUACAUGUUCUUUGUAACAAGCGGAGAAAAGUCAAACAUUCUAAGCCAGUGGAUAACCAUAGCCAAGAAUUGGCCUUCAGAUAGGAUUGUGUAUGAAGAGGACGGAGAUAACAAUGAAGAGGGAGAGAUCUUCUUUGCCUUUUCAGAAAUUGAAAUGCAUAGAGAAGAGGAAGAAUAG
Messenger RNA from Encephalitozoon intestinalis ATCC 50506, 1065 nucleotides. RefSeq names its product vacuolar ATP synthase subunit C. The transcript has a single exon. Gene Ontology annotation, cellular component: vacuolar proton-transporting V-type ATPase, V1 domain. The record is from RefSeq and is a predicted model, not a curated record. NCBI's taxonomy places the organism in Eukaryota, Fungi, Microsporidia, Unikaryonidae. Gene Ontology annotation, molecular function: proton-transporting ATPase activity, rotational mechanism. The coding region runs from base 1 to 1065 and encodes 354 amino acids. Gene Ontology annotation, biological process: proton transmembrane transport.